Molecule: messenger RNA, 1641 nt
Organism: Elgaria multicarinata webbii
Lineage: Eukaryota; Metazoa; Chordata; Lepidosauria; Squamata; Anguidae
Gene: NELFE
Product: negative elongation factor complex member E
Exons: 11
Coding region: 150-1166 (338 amino acids)
Biological process (GO): negative regulation of transcription elongation by RNA polymerase II
Cellular component (GO): NELF complex
Molecular function (GO): RNA binding
Source: RefSeq, a predicted model, not a curated record
UGGGGCGUGUCUAGACGGUGGAAGCGAAGCGUGAGCAAGAGGCAGAAAAACGGAAGACGCAGCAGCAGCAGCAACAACAACAACAACAACAGCCGGUGAAUCGAAAACUUGAAAGGGGGAGUCAAAGGCGGUGAUCUUGCCAGUCAGCCAUGAUUGUCUUGCCCCCAGGACUGACGGAGGAAGAGGAAGCUCUGCAGAAGAAAUUUGCCAAGCUCAAGAAAAAGAAAAAAGCCCUGAUGGCCUUAAAGAAGCAACAGAGCUCAACCAGUCAAGCUAGCCAGGGUGGAAUUAAACGCUCCAUCUCAGACCAGCCGGUAGUGGACACAGCCACAGCCACUGAGCAAGCCAAGAUGCUGGUGAAAACGGGGGCCAUCAGCGCCAUUAAAGCCGAGAACAAGAACUCGGGGUUCAAGCGCUCUCGCACCCUGGAGGGGAAGCUGAAAGAUCCCGAAAAAGGACCGGCUCCGACUUUCCAGCCUUUUCAGCGCAGCAUCUCGGCAGAUGAUGAUUCCCAAGAGGCACGGCGCCCCCAGAGGAAGUCUCUCUACGAAAGCUUUGUGAGCUCCAGCGACCGUCUGCAGGAUUCGGAGAAGGACCCAGAAACACCCAGGGACCCGGAGAAGGAGUCGGAGCGGAGUGAAGACCUGCGCGGUUACGAGUGGGACUACGACCGGGAUCGGAGCCAGGACAGGAGCCGGGACCGCGACAGAGACCGGGACAGGGACAGGGACAGGGACCGAGACAGAGACAGAGACCGGGACCGGGACCGGGACCGAGAGGGCAGCUUCCGCCGAUCGGACUCUUUCCCAGACCGACGCGCCCCACGCAAAGGGAACACGGUGUACGUGUACGGGGCAGAUAUGAACCAGACCAUGCUUCGCACUGCUUUCUCGGCCUUCGGAAAUAUCAUUGACCUCUCCAUGGACAACCCCCACAACUGUGCUUUUGUCACUUAUGAGAAGAUGGAGUCUGCGGAUGAAGCCAUUGCUGAGCUCAACGGUACUGUUGUAGAAGAUGUGCAGCUGAAGGUCAGCAUUGCCCGCAAACAACCCAUGCUGGAUGCAGCCACUGGAAAAUCUGUGUGGGGAUCUUUGGCCGUAAGGAAUAGCAUCAAGGGCUCUCACCGAGACAAGCGGUCCCUGGUGAUCCACGAGGACAUCUUCUGAGGCCGGUGUGGCCGUCCUUCUGUGACCGGUGCAGCAUUUUUCCUUUUGCGUUGUUUAAUCGAAUUGUUCAAAUAAAUGUUGGCUAUUUUUAUCUUUUUCGGGCUGUCGUAAUUCUGGCUCAGGACUGCAUCUUCAAAAAGUACUGUCUCCGUUCUCUUCAACGCCUUCUGCUCAGACUUGGACCUCAAAAUUUGCCUGACCUGACAAACUCCUGUUUAUCCUCCCUGUUCACUCUCUCUCUGGAAGCUGGCUUCCUUUUCUAGCUUCUAGUGCAGUGGUUCUCAACCUUCCUAAUGCCGCAACCCUUUAAUACAAUUCCUCAUGUUGUGGUGACCCCCAACCAUAAAAUUAUUUUCGUUGCUACUUCAUAACUGUAAUUUUUCUACUGUUAUGAAUUGUAAUGUCAAUAUCUGAUAUGCAGGAUGUAUUUUCAUUGUUACAAACUGAACAUAAUUAAAGCAUAGCUUUUAACAGA